AUGGCCUACCAAUUACCUGUCGUUGUCUUCGUUAUGCAGGAGGGCAUGACGCGUUGUUUCCUCACACGUGCCGAACCGAAGACUCUCGAGGAAGCCUUUGCCCUCACGCUAAAAGAAGAUUACACGGUCGCGUCGUCAUACUUGCACGCAGCGUCGCAACUUCCACGUAUGUCUGGCCCAGAGCCCAUGACAAUUGAUGCAUUUGAGGCAUCACGCGGUCGCGGCAAUCAAUUUGACCGCAACAUUCGUAGUCAAAACACGAUAAAGUGUUUUCGGUGA
This is a messenger RNA of Peronospora belbahrii, 279 nucleotides long. Lineage: Eukaryota; Oomycota; Peronosporomycetes; Peronosporales; Peronosporaceae. The record is from the annotation of a GenBank genome assembly.